Messenger RNA from Bactrocera latifrons, 733 nucleotides. Its product is annotated as C-type lectin 37Db. The record is from RefSeq and is a predicted model, not a curated record. Gene Ontology annotation, molecular function: carbohydrate binding. Gene Ontology annotation, biological process: biological process involved in interspecies interaction between organisms. Lineage: Eukaryota; Metazoa; Arthropoda; Insecta; Diptera; Tephritidae. The transcript has 3 exons. Gene Ontology annotation, cellular component: external side of plasma membrane. Bases 83 to 700 code for a protein of 205 amino acids.
ACUUGCAAAAAUUUCAUUUGAUGUUUCACAACACCACAAAUUGGACGCGCAGAGGCUUGAGCUUAAAAAAUAUACUUGAAUUAUGCGAGACGUGCGAUAUAUUCCGUUUAUUUUUUUACUUUGUAUUAAUGUUUCAUUAUAUACUGCUAGUAGCAUAUCGGUUCAAGAAGGUGAAGAUGUGGAUUUACAGCCCUUUAUWAAAGUUGGCAGCAAGUAUUAUUUAGUGACUCAAGGCUUAAAGCUGGAUUGGUUUGGAGCUGCUCAUUUUUGUCGUUCUUUCGACAGUGAUUUGCUAACGAUUGAAUCCUUGGCCGAAAAGAAUGCUUUAUUUUCGUACUUAAAGACGAUGUUUAGUGAUAUGCAUGCUUGGACAAGUAGCAACGAUUUGUCGGUGGAAGGAACAUACAUGUCGUUGAAUAGUGGACGUCCAAUGCUGUAUACAUUCUGGGGACAGAACGAACCCAACAAUGCGGGAGAUGCAGAGGAUUGUGUACAAGUCGCGCUAUCCAAUGAUAUCUUUGUAAUGAACGAUAAUAAUUGUGUAAAACMAUUGCAARUUAUUUGCGAAAAGCGUUCACCGUUAAACGCUCGUAAUUCCGCCACAAAAUCAAACUGUGUGAAUGUAACAGAGGAAUGCGGUUUCACAAAAUUAGUUGAAGUAUUUCUACAAUCUGCAAAUAUAUUAAACUGCAGGGCGUAAWAAUAUGUGAAUAAACAUCUUUGUUUUUGGUUA